Molecule: messenger RNA, 498 nt
Organism: Salvelinus namaycush (lake trout)
Lineage: Eukaryota; Metazoa; Chordata; Actinopteri; Salmoniformes; Salmonidae
Product: ribonuclease P protein subunit p30-like
Exons: 7
Biological process (GO): tRNA processing
Cellular component (GO): nucleolar ribonuclease P complex
Molecular function (GO): RNA binding
Source: RefSeq, a predicted model, not a curated record
UAUGACUUAGUGGCUGUCUAUCCUAAAACAGAGAAGUUGUUUCAUGCAGCUUGCAUGACAUUCGAUGUUGACGUCAUCUGUGUAGCAGUGACAGAAAAACAACCCUUCUUUUUCAAAAGAUCUCCAGUAAAUGGGGCAAUUGAAAGAGGUGUGUUCUUUGAAAUAAGUUACGCACCUGCAAUCCGAGACUCCACCAUCGCAAAUUCCAUCAGUCUCGUGGAGAUGUGCAAAGGAAAGAAUGUAAUUGUGACGAGUGGGGCAGAAAAGCCCCUUGAGUUGAGAGGACCCUACGACAUUGGCAACUUAGGCCUACUUUUUGGCCUGUCCGAAGGAGAUGGAAAAUCUGCAAUCUCCACCAACUGUCGCUCUGUCCACUUACAUGGAGAAACAAGAAAGACUGCCUUGGGUAUUGUACACACUAUGAAGAAAGACCAGCCAUUGACUGAGAGACAGGAGGAUGUUCCAGCAUCAAAGAGGGCUAAGAUUGAGACUGCAUAG